AUGGCCUCCGCUGCCCCUACUAAGACCUGUUCCUUGCCCACUGACGGCGAUUUGGUCAAGAUUUCCGGUGCUUCCAACGACGGCUGGGCCAUGAGUCCAGACCAGAAGUGUACCGCAGGAUCCUACUGUCCCUAUGCUUGCCCUCCAGGUAAGGUAAUGGCCCAGUGGGACCCAUCCGCCAAGUCCUACACUUACCCAGAGUCCCAGAACGGGGGACUCAAAUGCAACGACGACGGGACUGUUUCCAAGCCUUUCUCUGACAAGCCAUACUGUGUUGAUGGAGAAGGUACCGUCAAGGUUGACAACUCUGCAGACGGUGAGGUCGCUUUCUGCCAGACAGUUUUGCCUGGAGAUGAAUCCAUGUUGAUUCCAACCACCAUUUCUAAUGGUAAAACCGAAACCAUCGCAGUUCCAGGUCCAAACUACUGGGCUGGAACCGCUGCUCACUACUACAUUAAUGCUCCUGGUGUCUCUGCCAGUGAUGGGUGUAUCUGGGGAUCUAAGGACAAGCCUAAGGGUAACUGGGCCCCUUACGUCGCUGGAGCUAACGUUGACGACAACGGUAACACUUUCAUCAAGAUCGGCUGGAACCCUAAGUACAUCGAUGACUUCAGUGGUGAGAAACCAAGUUUCGGAAUCAGAAUUUCCUGUGCUGAUGGUGACUGCAACGGUUCCGGUUGCGAAAUCGAUCCCUCCAAGACUGGCUAUAACGGUGUCUCUGGUGACUCCAGUGGCAAGCAGCAAGGUGCUUCUUACUGUGUUAUCACUGCCAAGGACCUGAAGAGUGCCAACAUCGAAGUCUUCUCUAUCUAG
This is a messenger RNA of Suhomyces tanzawaensis NRRL Y-17324, 813 nucleotides long. RefSeq lists its product as uncharacterized. Lineage: Eukaryota; Fungi; Ascomycota; Pichiomycetes; Serinales; Debaryomycetaceae. The transcript has a single exon. The coding region runs from base 1 to 813 and encodes 270 amino acids. The record is from RefSeq and is a predicted model, not a curated record.